GGCUAUUCCUCACUCCACGCGUCCGUUGAUUUCCAACACUGACAAACGUUGGGCCACAACAGUGCAGACGAAAUGCCGCCUAAGAAGCUAGAGCAAAGGUCCUCGUCUAAGCCGCCUGCCAAAAGCGACGACCUGCCCGAAGCAGAGCUCAAAGACAUCGCCAACCAGAAAGCCUCCCCGGAAUCCAAACUCCAAGAUGCAGCCGAAAAAGCCGAAGCCGCUCUUGCCGCGCAAAAAACCGCCUCCUCCCUCCGUGCCGCCGCAGACGUAAUAAAGGAUCCCAAGAAGCGGGAGAAAUACCUACAAGAUGCGUAUAAGAAGGAAACUGAGGCGCACGGCAACAGCAAGAAGGCGCGUAUGUUGAGUUCUGGCGCGUUUCAGGGAAGUGUGGGCGGCGGCGGCAUAGGAAUGGCUGUUGGUGCCGGACUUGGUACGGUGGUUGGCACAGUUGUGGGGACCGUGGCGACAAUUCCGACAACAGCUGUGGGAGGAUUGGUUGGUGCCGGGGUGGGUGGAUUCCAUGGGCCAUGGAUUAACUUGAAGAAUGCCGGGAAGGGGGGAGAUGGCAAGAAGGAGGAUAAAGAAAGUGAAGACAAGAAAGGUGGAGAGCAGAGCGAUGGGGUGGAAGAGGGUGAAGCAGAAGCAGAGGAGAUUGAUGAGGAGGAUGCAGUGCCCAAUCCAGAAGUUCUCAGACAGGCUGCCGAUAUGGUCGCUCGGGAGAGAGAGACGGCAGGGCAGAGUGAUAGUCCACACGAAAAAGUUGGAGAUGUCGACGAUGAAGGUGCGAAGAAAGGAAAGAAGAAACCUAGGAAGCUGGAGGUCCGUAGCAAGCAGGCUCCAAGUGCAGGUGGACAGCAGAAGCCUAUCGCGGCGUAACGCGCGCGCUUAUGUGCUGUUGGUAAAGCUGGUCGAAAGGACGUUUGCGUAUCCUCCUCAUGUAUGGCAAGUGCAUUGAUUGGCGUUGGGAUGUAAGCGUUUAGCCUCAUGUCACUUGUUUUAGCAUUUUGGCUUAUUUUAUCUUUCAUGAACAGACGCGUUACUUUCCGAGAUCCAGUUACAUGGGAGAGUAUGUUAGACUAGUUGCGGAAGAAAUAUAUCACGAAGAGGGUAUAUUGGCAGGGGGU
This is a messenger RNA of Cucurbitaria berberidis CBS 394.84, 1124 nucleotides long. RefSeq lists its product as uncharacterized. The transcript has a single exon. The coding region runs from base 73 to 876 and encodes 267 amino acids. The record is from RefSeq and is a predicted model, not a curated record. NCBI's taxonomy places the organism in Eukaryota, Fungi, Ascomycota, Dothideomycetes, Pleosporales, Cucurbitariaceae.